This is a messenger RNA of Penicillium angulare, 2199 nucleotides long. Its product is annotated as transcriptional repressor TCF25 family protein. The record is from RefSeq and is a predicted model, not a curated record. Gene Ontology annotation, molecular function: protein binding. NCBI's taxonomy places the organism in Eukaryota, Fungi, Ascomycota, Eurotiomycetes, Eurotiales, Aspergillaceae. The transcript has a single exon. Bases 1 to 2199 code for a protein of 732 amino acids. Gene Ontology annotation, cellular component: RQC complex. Gene Ontology annotation, biological process: ribosome-associated ubiquitin-dependent protein catabolic process; rescue of stalled cytosolic ribosome.
AUGUCGUCGCGCGCAAUUCGCAAACUACAGAAGCUGCGCGAACAGGAACUGCACGAAGCCGAGCAGCAAGAUGACUCAAGCGACGAUGAUGCCCCGCGUCCCACGAAAUCCAAGUUCAACGCCUUCGAUCUCCUAAAUGCCGGGAACGAUGAUGACGAUAAUGAUGAGGAGGAGCCUGAUGAGGAGCUAGCAGCGCCGGAAGUCCAAACCCCCGAGCCUACACCUGAGCCAACAACCCCCAAAAGCGCGAACAAGAAGAAAAAGAAGAAGAAGGCCAAGAAGGCACCGGCCGUUACGGAAUUAGCAAAAGGGAAAAAGGAGGCUGAACUGGAUGAGAUUGACCGAGCUCUGAAAGAUCUCGCCGUCAAGGGAUCGUCUUCGAAUGGAAAUGACCCUUCAGUCUCACUUACUUCCAGCCAAGGCGUCUCCUUCCCCAAAACUACCGACGAGCUUUUGUCGAUCGAAUCCAAAUUCCUGAAUCCAACGAAUGAAAUGCGAAGGCUAUUCGGCAAUGUUGCACUAGAAAAUUUUGACGACGAUGCAGGGUCCGGUCGCCGUCGAGAUCGAAAUCGGGAAGAAACCGUUGAUUUGGGCCGCGCUUUAACAGGGCGAUACAGCCCAGCUAGCAGGGGUCAGAGUCUAGCAGGCGUCACUUUACGACGGAAUGUACUUAUGCAAGGAAAGGAUGAAUGGCCCCGAGCUCCAAGUGGGGGACUGGGUAUGGAAGUAACAGAAAAGCUUUCUUCAGGCGAUGUACUCUACAAGAUCCUUCGCAAUGCAGCGUACACGGAUAUCCAAAACCAAUUUGAUCUCUGCGUUGAGUCUAUGGACCCUCAAAGAUUGAUUCAGCAUCUUCAGUACAAUCCCUACCACAUUUCUACUCUUCUACAGGUCUCUGAGAUUGCUAAACAUCAAGGAGACCAUGCUGUUUCUGCCGAUCUUCUGGAAAGAGCUCUUUUCAACAUCGGGCGUUCGGCGCACUCUUCCUUUGGUAGCCGGCUGAAGGAAGGCCAGGCUAGGCUUGACUUUAAACAAGGAGAAAACCGAGAACUAUGGCUUGUGGGAUGGAGAUAUAUUGCAAAUCUCGGCAUGAAAGGCACAUGGCGAACCGCUUAUGAAUGGGCCAAAUUGCUUCUGAGCCUCAAUGACACGGAUCCCUAUUGCAUCAAAUUAAUGAUCGACUCGCUUGCUCUGCGUGGCAGAGAAUACGCACAGUUCGUAGAGCUGUGCACGCAAACACGCUUUAGCCGCGACUGGGCUGAUCUUCCUAAUAUCCAAUGUUCCUUGGUCAUGGCCUACAUUCGCUUGAAGAAACCCCAAGAAACUCGGCAGCAACUCCGUCAUGCUAUGUCUCGUUACCCAUGGAUUUUCAAUAGACUGGCUCAAGAGCUGGAUCUUCAACACAUCCCCAAGCAUAUUUGGGGUAAAAUGCCCCCGACUGGAUCCCACGAACUUUUCACCGAACUCUAUAUGAAUCGAGCUAAAGACCUUUGGAACACUCCGGAGGCUGUGUCCUUGAUCAUGGAGGUUGCAGAGUCUCUCUCCGGGGAGCCUGAGCCAAUCGAACCACCCGAGAUCACUUUGGAUAUUGCUCGCCAUGUCAUUCUAUCCGACAUCCCUAGCGUAACGACCCAUCUCCCCAACCGCUUUGUGUCAGGGCGCCUCUCAGCAUCAGACCCUCUUCCUCCAUAUGAUUCAGAAGCCUUCCGUCAGCAGUCUGACCCUACCCCGUCCUACCUCUCACGGAUACCCGAAGCCGGACGCCCGCAAUGGCUCCGUGAUCUUCUGGGCCAGAUGAAUGAUGGAGGGAUUCAUUUCCCUGGCUUGGGCGCGGGGGCUGAUGGACAAGACGAGAAUGCAUCGGCUGAUGGGGACGAUGAUAAUACAGGUGGUCGGCCGCGGGGGCUAACAGGAGAUCAACAAGUUCUCGAGCAAUGGAUUCUGCAGGAUGGAUUAGAGUCUCUGCAGAUGUUCCUGACUCAGCAUGGUGUAGACCGAGGCAAUUGGGGCGAUGUCGUGGAUUAUGCCCCAUUGACUGACUAUCUGGAAGCCCUUACGGAGAUUCAACCAGACACAUCUCGACAAGGAUUGCUUCAUGGUCCUAUUCAAGAGAUCAUUGGGGAUUUUGCGGUCACUAUGCUUGAAGAUGAGCUUGAGAUGAUGCAAGAGGAAAUCUCUAAUCCUAGUGAUUUGGACUGA